CGGUGCAGAGAGAGAGAGAGAGAGAGAGAGAGAGAGAGAGAGAGAGAGAGAGAGAGAGAGAGAGAGAGUUGCUAUUACUUGUGACAGAAAACGGCAGCGAGCACAUACAGUCUGGAGAGCGGUUGAUGCGACAAGAUGCUGAGCGUCGCCUUGCUGUGUGUGUGCGCCGUCGCCUUUGGACACGUCUCCGCUCGCUCAGACAGCGGCAAUUUUUUGGAUGAUAAGUGGCUCUCGGGAAGAUGGGAUAAAUUCAGAGAUGAGCCUGGAACAUGGACUCCAUCCAAGCCCUUCGAUCAAGCCCUUGAUCCAGCCAAAGACCCCUGUCUCAAGAUCAAAUGCAGCCGCCACAAAGUGUGUGUGGCUGAGGACUUCAAGACUGCCACCUGUGUCAGCCAGAGGAGAGUUAGUUUCAAAGAUGCCAGUUUGUACCAGAGUCCAGGAUCAAAGUGCAAACCCUGCCCUGUGGUUCACCCCUCUCCUGUUUGUGGCACAGAUGGACACAGCUACUCCACCAAAUGUAAGUUGGACUACCAGGCGUGCAUCACAGGAAAGAAGAUCGCUGUGAAGUGUCCUGGCAUGUGUCCUUGCCCCGCCCAGCCUGAACCGAGCUCUGCAGAGAAAAAAGUGUGCAGUGAGUCUGACCUGAAGGAGGUGGUGAGUCGUCUGAGAGACUGGUUCAGAGUGCUGCACGAGAACGGCAACCACAAGAGAGUCAAGAUCCAGAAGCCAGAGAAGAACAAGUUUGAGAUCGGGGUCGUGGCAUCACCUAUCUGCAAGGACCCUCUGGGCUGGAUGUUCUCCCGGCUGGACACAAACUUUGACCUCCAGCUGGACCAAUCAGAGAUCAAGAGCCUCUACCUGGACAGGAAUGAGCCAUGCUCUGACGCAUUUUUCACAUCGUGUGAUACACACGCUGACAAAGUCAUAUCCAGUUCUGAGUGGUGCACGUGCUUCCAGAGGUACACAGACUCCCCCUGUAAAGCAGAGCUGUCUGGUAUCAACAGAAAGCAAGCAGGAAAAAAACUGCUUGGUCAGUAUCUGCCUUCCUGUGAUGAGGAGGGUUACUACAGGUCCCAUCAGUGUCACAGCAGCAGUGGCCAGUGCUGGUGUGUGGAUCGCUAUGGCAACGAGGUGGCUAGUUCACGCACCCAUGGCCCUGCAAACUGUGGUGUCAUUUUAGAGUCCUCGGGAGACCUGGGCAGUGGGGACUCACUGUUCACUGAUGAUGACGAAGAUUCAUUUGUCCUCAACGACCAGGCCGGAAUGGACGACGAGGACGAUGAAGAUGAGGAAGAUGAUGAUGACACUGACGAAUAUCUGUCGUAAUUUUGCAAAAGAAAACAAAAAAGAAAAAAAAAGAGAAAACUGUUUGUUUGGUCAAACUGCACGUUUCUAGGUGACUCCCCAGGCAGAUACUUAAUCGUACUAACAGCCUAUGGACUACUCUCUGUGUAUUGUUUGUUCAUUAGUAAAAGAAAAAUAUUCCCGGCAAAUGUUUAUGAUUUCUCUUCCUCUUUAAGUAUAAAAUAUGAUUGGUUAAUGGCACUUGUUCACUUGUGUGUUAGCCAACCAGAGAGCUUAUAAGGACUUAUCAAAAGCCAAUCCAGUGCUUUGGAUUUGGUCAUAUGUUCAAAGAUCUCUCCCCUCAUUGGACAGUCCGUGUUUUUUAGUGUCACCUGUCCUUGUGCAGCACUCUGACGCCUUAGGGUGUUGAUGCCUGAGGCGCAAUGUUUAAAGAGAUUUCCCCUUCAUCAUUCCUCCAUCCUCUUCCUCCCCUCCCCAAUCCCCACUCUUUUUUUUUUGUUGCUCCUUAUCAAUUGUUCCUGUGUAUAGGUGGGAUGUUGAUGAUGUAGAUAAGAGAAUAUUGCACUCUUUAGGUUUCUUUUCAUCUUGUUUUUUUAACUGUGACUGUGUGGAAAAACAAGAAAAGAGUUAGACAUGCUUCAUUAGGAGAAUUACGGCAAAAAAAAAAAAAAAAGCAGCGUGGGUUUGGAUAACAAUCAGAAGCAGCAUACUUGCUGUUUUCACAGGGACACAAAUCAAGUUGAAUUAUCUCAAAAGAUCAGUAACAAAGGAAACAAAUCACUCCUUGGCCGGUGGUGUUAGGGGAAAAUACCUAUUUUUUUAAUCCAUUGUUGGAUGAAUACAGAAGAUAAACCAGAUUUUGUUAUAGCAUGUCUAAUGCUGCGUGAUGUUGUUCCAGUCUGUGGAACCAGAGGCUAAACCUUUCUGGAACUCAACAUAUAACAAAGCUGUGGGGGUUGAAAUUUAAAUUCCCUUAAAGGUUUACAGAUUAAACUUCACAUUGUUUUAAUCUGCUUGAGCUGCAAAUCUGCGUGAUGGAAAUGUUUUCUGGGCUUCAUUGCGCCACAGAAAACUCUGUAACAGCCUACAUCACAACACCCACUCCGAAGAAAACAUGGAGUGGAUGCUUUACAAUUUAUAGAUAUGAGUCUCAGGCUUAGCAUGGAAUAAAUCUAGGGCUUAACAUGGAGUAAAUCUUUUGCACAGUGAUAAAACCACAGAGCCAUGCAGACCUGUUGAAAAUGUCUUGCAGGGGAUGAUGGGUAAGGUGUGCCUUUUAUUGGUAAGGAAAGAUGGCGGUAAUAGAGAAGCAUGCUAACUGGACUAGGCUUGUCUAUACACAGUGUAAGAGCGGCUAUAUUGUAAAGCUAACAUACCACAUGGGUUUGGUAUGACUUGUGUUUUUUUAGGUCUUGUGACAUAGGCCAUAUUUCAGAUCUUUGAUUUAUGACAUAGGAUAGCUAGAAUGUAGAGAAGCACAGAAAUACUUAACAGUUAAGGCAUAAAAACACUUAGAUUCUGCUGGAUUUGACAAAUGGUUUAUAUAUUAGUACACCGGCUAGAGGAAGCUUUGGUUUAGACAGCUUUAUAUAUAAAAAAUGAUCAUCUUACAGUGUUUUGCUUUACUUCAUUUGUACUUGAUCUGCUCUAUCUACUUAUAGUGUAUGUAUAUCUGUUAGAGUUGAAACUGAUCCCAGAUUUGUGUAUUCUUGCUGAGUCCUGUGACUGUUUAUGCAGACCUGGGAUUUGCUGAGCACCUGUGUUACUUUUUUAAUCAUAAAUCUGUCUUCGGGCUUCAUUGUUUCUGUCAAAUAUCAGUUGAAAUUCAAUGUUAAGACUUUCAAAGUGCCAUCUAAAUGUCCUGUAGAUUUUUUUGUUUGUAUUUUGCUCCCAUCAUUCCUUUUAACUUGGAGUUAAUUCACUUUUACGACAAACUACGACAAACAUUUCAGUCUUCAAGUGUGCUGUUUUCAUGAGUGUGAUGACAUGCAAAUCAUUUUGAUGACCUCAGACACUGUAGCCACUCCCAACCAAUCACACACUGUCAUCACAGCUCUGAUAGUGUUUAAAGGUUAUGAUAAAGAUGCAUUUUUUACAGUGUAUGUAUGAUUUGCUGAAAUAAAAGCUAUAUUGACCAAG
Molecule: messenger RNA, 3444 nt
Organism: Notolabrus celidotus (New Zealand spotty)
Lineage: Eukaryota; Metazoa; Chordata; Actinopteri; Labriformes; Labridae
Gene: spock3
Product: SPARC (osteonectin), cwcv and kazal like domains proteoglycan 3
Exons: 11
Coding region: 136-1326 (396 amino acids)
Molecular function (GO): protein binding; calcium ion binding
Source: RefSeq, a predicted model, not a curated record